Cladophialophora carrionii CBS 160.54 is the source of this 1260-nucleotide messenger RNA. RefSeq lists its product as uncharacterized. The transcript is spliced from 2 exons. Gene Ontology annotation, cellular component: cytoplasm. Bases 1 to 1260 code for a protein of 419 amino acids. The record is from RefSeq and is a predicted model, not a curated record. Lineage: Eukaryota; Fungi; Ascomycota; Eurotiomycetes; Chaetothyriales; Herpotrichiellaceae.
AUGGCGGCGACUUCCUACUCCUCAGACCCUACGCUCUACCUCUAUACUUCCCUGACAGCCGGAUCGUCUCAUAUCAUCACCGCCACCUCAAGGCUAGAAACUAUUCUCAAGGCCAACAAGAUCCCGUUUCGGGCUCUUGACUGUGCAACCGAUGAGAAGGCUCGCAUGCUGUGGGGCAGACGAUCUAAGGGCAGGAAAUUGCCAGGACUUGUGAAAUAUGGAGAGAUCAUUGGAGACCUCGAGCAAAUCGAAGAGUGGAAUGAAUAUGGCGAGCUCAAAGAUCAAAUAGCAGCUACUCAAGAUUUCGGCAGCUUCACCGCCGGUACGGCCGCGACCAAACUGGCGCCCGAGGUGCCUGGUGCCAGCACUGCCAGUACUCCACAGAGAUCAGGACCGCCCUCCCGCGCCUCGUCCGAAACUCGCCACAUAUCUAUCACUGAGCCUAAAGAGAGAAAGGAUGGAGAUGGCAAGGCCGGUUCAUUACAGAAACCUGCCGAUAACCCUGUGAACAUUGCCAUGCGACAACUAGGCGCAGAAGCCGCAGCUAAAGCAGCUCAAAAGAAGUCCGGCGCUGCCUCUCAGCCACUAAAGGCCGCGGCCACCCCGGUGAAUGAGAAGAGCGUCCCCGAUCAAACUCCGUCCUCCGCAGCCACGAAGUUAAGCACUGAAGAAGCCGUCACCUCUGCGGAUACUGCUGCCGAAGUUACUGCUGCCAAAACACCCGCUCAAUUGGCGAGCGAAGGUGCAGGUAGAACCUCAGUUGACAAGAUCGCCGAGUCGGAAGACAAGCUGGCAUCAGGAGCUACCGAGAUGGAACAGCCCAAAUCAACAGAGGAACAACAACUCGAGAUGCGGCGGACGAGUAGCGUGACCAAAUCGAAGUCACGAUUGAGCGACGUCACGCCAAUAGCCGAAAGCGAUACAAUCGUUGCGGAGCCAGAAAAUGUCAAGUCGCCAUCAUCAGUAGCCGUACCGGAAGGUGAGGUCAGCGCCAGACCCGCGGAUAUGCCACGACAACACCGGGGAAGUGAUAUCGGCCAGGCGAGCUUAGAAGAGAUCAGAGCAUUGGAGAAGAAGAUGAGUAUACCGGAGGAGGAAGGAGGUGACGACAACGAAGAAGAACCGGCUACCUCGGCGACAACCAAAGCAGCGGCAGUAUCGACGACAGACAAGGCAGAAGAAGAGGCUGCCAAAGGGGUAGAGACACAGAAGACAGAGCCAAAGGAUGCGGACAAGGCUGGGGUUAGUGUUGGUGAUUAG